UUUUGCACUCAAGCCCUAAACCAAAUCUCUUUUGAAUGAAGCAAAGGUUGGAGUGUUGGCCAUUUUGAACAGCUAAAUCAUCGCGAAAAACUUCGACCUUUUCUUUUCUCACGUUUCGGUGCUUUCUUGGACAUGUUACACUUUGAGAAUGAAGAGUUUUUGAUACUGUGAUCUGAGGAGUUGAAGCGAAAUCAAAGAAUAUACGAGUUCUGAGUAGAAAUGUCAUCAUCUAAUUCUCCGUGUGCGGCGUGCAAGCUUCAAAGGCGGAAAUGUACACAAGAGUGUAUAUACGCACCCUAUUUCCCACCAGACCAGCCUCAUAAAUUCGCUAAUGUCCACAAGGUCUUCGGUGCAAGCAAUGUUGCAAAGCUUCUGAAUGAAAUAAAUGUUGCACAUCGAGAAGAUGCCGUGAAUUCCCUAGCUUAUGAAGCGGAAGCUCGUCUUCAUGAUCCCGUCUAUGGCUGCGUUGGUCUAAUUUCAAUUCUUCAACAAACCCUCAAGCAAGUUCAGACUGACCUAUUGGCUGCCAAAAAGGAACUAUCUGCAUAUAUUGGUCCUAUAGCGAUGCAACCUAAUUUUCAACAUCCCGGGUAUAUGCCACAACAGCACAUGACUAGUCCUCCUUCAUCGUCUCUGAUUCCUUAUAACAUGUCACCCAUGUUGGGUCUUCCCACGGGUGCUUCACAUGGUGGGCAAUUGGUGAUUCGUGAGCCACAGCCUCAACAAUCGCAGCAGUAUCAGCAUCAGAGGCAAAACAUCCUUGAGGCCCAGCAAAUGGCGGCUAGAGAGCAACAAGAGAUGUUGAGGACUUUCGAACAGCAGCAACGGCAACAAGAGCUUAUGAGGUUUAACAGUGGAUUCGAAGAAGCUGGUACGGUCGGUGCAGGUGGUUUCAAUCAGACAACUGCGGCUACUAUGGUACCGUCCCUGGCUUUAGGUAAAUUCGACAACCCUUACUAGCUCGAAGAGCAUCACUAUCAGCUUCAGCCCCAGCUGCUGCUUCAGACCCAAACACAGCAACGCAGCUAUGUUGUCAUGCCCUGGAUUUUGGGUAAUCCAGGAUUCGACUUGUGAUCUCAAGUCAAAGGUUUGACCUUAAGAUUUACUCCAAUCCAAUCAAUCCUGGUAACCUAAUUUUAUUUGGGGAUAGAUGUUUAUUUAUUAGAAAUAAUUAAGUUAUCAGGAUUGACUGCUAGAUGGUGAGUAAGAGUAACCCUUAAAAUUAAACCUUUGACCUAAGAUCACAAGUCAAAUUCUGAGUUACCCAAAUUUGGAGCCUGACAUACCUCCACAACAACAAGGUUCUAGAAGUGAGAAGGGCAGGAGCUUGGUCUCAUCUUGUUAAGUCUCGUAACUCAGUGUAGGUUUUCGUUCUUAGGUAUAUUCACCCUUAGUUUUAUGAAUACUUGAUGCUUGCAUUUGUGAA
Molecule: messenger RNA, 1426 nt
Organism: Vitis riparia (riverbank grape)
Lineage: Eukaryota; Viridiplantae; Streptophyta; Magnoliopsida; Vitales; Vitaceae
Product: LOB domain-containing protein 36-like
Exons: 2
Coding region: 220-960 (246 amino acids)
Source: RefSeq, a predicted model, not a curated record